GCGGAAGGACUGGGCGAGCCCGGCGGCUGAAUGCCGACGGCUCCCCUGGACGCCGCGGGCGGAGGCGCCGCGCGCCCGAGCCCCCAGCCCCGAGCCCGGAGCCCGCCGGCGCCAUGGAGACGGCGCUGCUGGGGUUCUGCAACUGGAGCACGCUGUGCGCGUGCGCGGCGCUCAAGCUGCCGCAGAUCUCGGCCGUGCUGGCGGCGCGCAGCGCGCGGGGCAUCAGCCUCUCGAGCUUGCUGCUGGAGCUGGCGGGGUUCCUGGUGUUUCUCCGGUACCAGUGUUACUACGAGUACCCGCUGCUGACCUACCUGGAGUACCCCAUUCUCAUCGCACAAGAUCUCAUCCUCCUGCUCUGCAUCUUCCAUUUCAAGGGGAACGUGAAACGGGCGGCUCCGUAUGUCGCCCUAUUUGUGACGUUGUGGUUCGUCCUCACCCUGCAGAAGUGGAUCAUAGAUCUGGCCAUAAAUUUAUGUACUUUCAUCAGUGCGGCCAGUAAGUUUGCUCAGCUCCAGGACCUGUGGAAGACCAGGGACUCGGGAGUUGUGAGUGCUCUGACUUGCAGCCUCGCUUCAUACACCUGUGCGACAAGAAUAAUAACAACUCUAAUGACCACCAACGAUCUUACAAUUCUUACACGUUUUGUGAUCAUGCUGGCUUUAAAUAUAUGGGUAACAGCUACAGUACUUCACUACCGGAAGACCGCUGUAAAGGCUGAAUGAUGGAUCCGUUAUUCCUACACACAAAGUGGAUUUUGAAUUAACUGAACCAAAGGGAAAAAUGCUCGUUGCUAAAUCAAGGUCCUUUAUAAGUUUAGUCAAUUGUUUCAGAAACCUGGAAGCCAAAGGUGUUUUAGACUUGAAAGAACCACAUAAACACUUGGUCAGAAAUGUCACUUUCCCUCCUUCCCCCACUGUAUCAGGUUAAGGUAGGGCUCAGACAGCUGUAGUUUUGAGAAGGCUGGUGACUGAUGGACACCAUCCAAGAAGCCCAUUUUGAGGAGACCACUUUGACCCUUACUCUUCAAGUCAUGAUAAGUUCUCUCUCAAGAGCUAACCACAUCUAUUUUUCAACUUUCAGAAUCUUUUAAGAAAUAAAUCCUCUCCACAGCACAAAUGAACAUGAAUAGAGUGGGAUUUUGCUCAGUCAGAAAUAUAAUUGUAAUAAAUUACUAGGGUGGACUUUGUGGGACUAAUGUUUAAUUGUAACAGAUAUAGCAGGAUGGCCUUACUGUGUCAUAGUACAGUAUAAUACCUCCUUAGGCUAUAUACAGCAAGGAUAUCAAGGCAAGCAAAAAUGUAAUUGGCUUGACUUCAUAUACCAAAGUAGUCCUUUAGCCUCAUACUGUGCCUUUAAGUAAUUCCUAACAAAAGGUGCUAUUAGCUGCAGUCUCUACUU
Messenger RNA from Ceratotherium simum simum (southern white rhinoceros), 1398 nucleotides. It is a transcript of the gene SLC66A3, whose product is annotated as solute carrier family 66 member 3. The record is from RefSeq and is a predicted model, not a curated record. NCBI's taxonomy places the organism in Eukaryota, Metazoa, Chordata, Mammalia, Perissodactyla, Rhinocerotidae.